AUGACGGCACCUCGCCCUUUCUGGAAGCCUGGCUCGGCGCGGCCAGGCAGCUCGCUCGACCGCGACUCGGAAGCGGAGCCAUCGCUCCUCACAUCUGCCGUGCCCUCCUCUUCCGCGUCUCUGCCCAUCGCUGCGCAGCGAGACUCGAUCCUCUAUGCGCUCGAGCGCCAUCAGGUGCUCAUCGUCGUCGGAGAGACCGGCUCCGGCAAAACCACGCAGAUCCCACGCUUUCUAUAUGACGCAGGCUGGACCACCGCCGCCCCGGCUUCGGCGGGCAACAUGAUCGCAUGCACGCAGCCGCGUCGCGUCGCCGCCGUAUCCAUCGCCGCCACCGUCGCUGAGCAGAUGGGCGUCAGGCUAGGCCACGAGGUCGGCUACACUAUACGAUUCGAAGACAACUCGUCAGCCGCCACGCGCAUCAAAUACAUGACCGACGGGACGCUCUUUCGCGAAUGCAUCAAGGACCCGUUGCUCACCCGGUACAGCAUGAUCAUGGUCGACGAGGCGCACGAGCGCGGCGUACACACGGACCUGCUGCUCGGUGUGCUCUCCAAAAUCCUGCGCAAAAGGCCCGAGCUGCGAGUCAUCGUGGCGAGUGCCACCAUCGAUGCGCUCACUUUUAAGGACUUUUUCGAAGACAGUCGCGUCGUCUCGCAAGGCAGUGACAAGCACCAAGAAGACCGAGCGACGGUGCUCCAGAUCAAGGGGAGGUCAUUUCCUGUGCACGUGGCGUACCUCGACGAGCCGUGCGAGGACUACCUGCAGAAGACCGUCGAUACCAUCUGGAACAUCCACCUCGCUGAGCCGCGCGGCGACAUCCUUGCCUUCCUCACGGGCCGCGACGAGAUCGACACCGCCCUCCAAAUGCUUGCGGAUCGGCAGCUGGAUCUGCCGGACUCGGCAGCGCGCAUGCAUCUGCUGCCACUGCAUGCGGGGCUGUCGGCGUCGGAGCAGACGGCAGUGUUUGCUCCGCCGCCCUCGUCGGCACUGCGCAAGGUGGUGGUGGCCACCAACAUCGCCGAGGCGAGCAUCACGCUCGACGGCAUCGUCUACGUCGUCGACUGCGGGCUCGUUAAGCUCCGCGCCACGACGGGUGCGGGGAGGGAUGCGCUGGGCGUGGUGCCCAUCUCUCGUGCGUCGGCGGUGCAGCGUGCGGGGCGUGCGGGGCGGACUCGGGAGGGCAAGUGCUUCCGGCUGUACACGCAGCGGUAUGUGGAGCAGAUGCACGCCUCGACGCCGCCCGAGCUCACGCGCGUCGAUGUGGCCGCACCCGUGCUCAUGCUCAAGGCGCUCGGCAUCGACAACCUCGCGCGCUUCGAGUGGGUGCCGCCCGCGCCGCCGCCCGCGCUGCUGGCAGCCGGUCUGCAGAGGCUCGUGGAGCUCGGUGCGCUCGACGAGUAUGCGCGGCUGACCGAUCGCGGGGCAGUGAUGGCCGAGCUGCCGUUGCCGCCGCAUCUGGCACGGAUCCUGGUCGCGUCGGCCGAGCCGGCGUUCGCAUGCGCGCACGAGAUGCUCGCCAUCCUCGCGACCAUGCAGGUGAGCACGCUCUUUGUCUCGCCACACACGCCGCAGACGCAGUUGAGCCAGCGUGCGUUUGCCGCGCAGCAAGGCGAUGUGUUUACGCUGCUCAACGUCAUGCUUGCGUUUAGCGACGAGCGUGUGGGACGCAAGAGUGCAAAGUGGGCGCAGCGGCACCGGCUCAACUUUGCGGCGCUCAGUCGUGCGCUGUCGAUCCGGCAGCAGCUCGAGCGCUUCAUGGUGCGGUUCGGGCUCGAUGCAACGUGUUCGGUGCGCGGGAGAGAGGAUGCCGUGGAGCGUGUGACGAGGUGCAUGCUCACGGGUCUGUAUGCCAACGUGGCGCGCUACGACCCGGUGGGCAUGACAUACACGACUACGGCGGGGCACAAGGCGUGGGCGCAUCCGGACUCGGUCUUCUUCAACCGACGCCCGGAGGCGGACUGGAUCGCGUAUGGCGAGGCGGUCGAACAGGCCACACCGGAUGGCACCAAGACGUACCUGCGCGACCUGCUUGCCCUGCCGCACCUCGAGUGGGCGACGAGCGCCGUGCCCGGCUACUACGCCGUCAGCACGCAGUGGGGCACACGAUCCAAAUCACCAUCCUAG
Moesziomyces antarcticus is the source of this 2124-nucleotide messenger RNA. RefSeq names its product pre-mRNA splicing factor. Gene Ontology annotation, cellular component: intracellular anatomical structure; catalytic step 2 spliceosome. The record is from RefSeq and is a predicted model, not a curated record. Bases 1 to 2124 code for a protein of 707 amino acids. NCBI's taxonomy places the organism in Eukaryota, Fungi, Basidiomycota, Ustilaginomycetes, Ustilaginales, Ustilaginaceae. Gene Ontology annotation, molecular function: RNA binding; ATP binding. The transcript has a single exon.